AUGGAUGAAGUCUAUGAAAAGCGGAUAUAUUUCGCUCGUCUGAUAUGCUGCAAAAUCCUUACUCCAUUUAUAUGCACCACCGGGAUCGUAGUCAACAUUAUAAACAUCAUUGUUCUAACUCGAUCAUGGAUGAAAUCUUCUACCAAUGUGUAUCUAACAGCUGUAGCAGCUUCAGACUUAAUCUACCUCACAUAUUCUUUAUUAUUCAGUCUUCAAAUCUACCCAACAUUCUAUAGCAUGCGGAUUUAUAUGCAAGCCGUACCAAUUAUCCAUGGGACUGCAAAUCUCUUUAGUAACAUCACAACGUGGCUAACGGUCAGCUUUACCAUUGAGCGUUUCAUCAACAUUUCCUUCCCAAUUUUUGGACAUCGUGUGUGCACUCGGGGAAAGGCAAAACGCAUUGUGUGUAUAGUUUGCAUUGUCUCCUUCAUCGUCACAUUUCCGGAUUUUCUUCAAAGAAAAGUCACUCCCCCAAUGUAUGCAAAUGGAACACUUAUUCCCGGUGGAAGAUAUAUUGUCGAGGACUCAGAAUAUCAAAAAGUUCUAACCACCUUUGGAUAUGCGUUUAUUAAUCAAAUCUCCUUUGUUAUUUUGCCUUUCCUUCUGCUGACAAUUUUUAAUAUCCUUUUAAUUCGAAAAGGCUUAAGGGCAAAACGAAAGCGCAGAGACAUGCUAAAGGAGUACCAAGAUCGGCAUCCGAAAGCCCAGUAUAAAUCCAAAAAUGUGGAAAUUGCAAAAUCUUGCUUAAAUGCUACUGUAGCAGUUGCCCAGAUGCGCACUAACAGUUCACGCAGGGCUUUGUUCAGCGAACAACAGAGGAUCACAGUUAUGCUAAUCUCAAUUGUGGUGGCAUUCCUGAUUCUCCAGAUCCCCAGCACUGUGCUCAACAUUAUUUCCAACCUCUUUACCUCAGAGGAGAUUGUUGCUGAUGCAAACUUUCAUUCUCUUAUUAUCGUUUUCUCGAAUGUUUCAAACGUUUUGCUUUUCACUAAUGCCACCAUGAACUUUGUCUUUUAUUCCCUCUUCUCCAUCAAGUUCAGAACUACCUGUAAGUCCCUAUUUGGACGUAGAUGCAUGGCUGCAGGGUGUAAAGCUGGAGUGCAUACAUUUCAUCGUCAGGGGAGUCAAAAGAAUGGAUUGACUUGUGUGGAGGUGGAGCCAAGGAGUGCAAGGAUUGCCAAGGCGCUGAGUACACUCCCUAUUUCCUGUGAUGCGACCGUUGUUGCCACCUCGCAAGAUAAUGCGGAGUAG
This is a messenger RNA of Echinococcus granulosus, 1251 nucleotides long. Its product is annotated as FMRFamide receptor. The record is from RefSeq and is a predicted model, not a curated record. Gene Ontology annotation, molecular function: G protein-coupled receptor activity. Gene Ontology annotation, cellular component: membrane. NCBI's taxonomy places the organism in Eukaryota, Metazoa, Platyhelminthes, Cestoda, Cyclophyllidea, Taeniidae. The transcript has a single exon. The coding region runs from base 1 to 1251 and encodes 416 amino acids. Gene Ontology annotation, biological process: G protein-coupled receptor signaling pathway.